This is a messenger RNA of Delphinapterus leucas (beluga whale), 2734 nucleotides long. NCBI's taxonomy places the organism in Eukaryota, Metazoa, Chordata, Mammalia, Artiodactyla, Monodontidae. The record is from RefSeq and is a predicted model, not a curated record.
CUGACCCAGAAUGGAGAGCUUCCAGUGCAGCGUCCAGCUGAGCGGCCAGGACCGGGCUGAGUUUUCAGCCGCUGACGCAAAGUGUGCCCUCCUACGGGCCAGCCUGGCCUCUGGGCAUGAGCUCUUGUCCAGUAACACUGACCAAAGGGACAGCAGUGGCAGCAGCCCCCCAGGGCCCCUGCCCCUUCCUGAGGGGCAGCUGGCUCCCAGGGGGAGUGACUGGCCUGGCUCUGAGGGGGAGAAGGUAGCCGCCCGGCAGCUGGUCAGCAGGUCUUGGUGUGAGCCCGUGCUGGCCCCAGAGGCCGGUCAGCAGACGCCCAGCGUGUCCGUGCGGCCAGAAGCUCAGCCGUCCCUCAGCCCUGGUGCUGCCCCUCUGGUCCAGGGCUCAUCCCUCCCGGGGCCAGUGUCUUCCAGAGGCGAGAGGCAGAGGCUUCUGCAGGGCCCAGCCCCCCGGGGUCUUGCCCCUACUCUCACGGGUGAGCCCGCUCGGAGCCCCGAUUCCACCGGCUGCAGCGCUGCCCCCCAGAGGCCCCCUGGCAGCCCUGGAGCCCUGCUGCGCAGCCCCAGCCAAAAGAAGAGGCGGGCUGCAGGCACCAAGGCGGGUGGGCGCUUGGGUGACCCAGGCCCUGCUCCCACCCAGCUGGGCUCCCUACUGCUCACUGAGGCUGGGGCCGAGGACGGCCUUGGCCUGGCUGGGUCCAGGGGGAAGGGUCUCCGGGUGGGGACCACAGGGCAGACAGCAGGAGCUGGGCAGAUCGAGCUGGGGCCAGAGUCUCCAGAAGCCCCUGAGCAGGUGGCCAGGCGAGGGCCAGGUGUGGAUCUGUCUACAUCUGUCCCUACCACUGAGCAGGGUACAGACCUAAUCGGAAUGACCCUCAGAACUGAGCCACGCACUAUAUCCACGCUUGACCUGGAGGCUUCUGCAGAUGUCACAAUGGCUAAGUCAGACGUGGCUUUGUCCACACCCACCUCCGAGCCUCAACCCGAUGAGCCUCUGCCUACACCUGCCUCCAAGCCUAGACUGGAUGUGGACCUGCUUGUGCCAGGUCCAGGGGUCCAGCUGGAGGUGGGUUCAUCUACGCCUGUCUCAAAGGCUAUUCGCCGUACAGCUCUGCCUCACCUGGUUUCUGAGGCUGGGUCUGAUGUGGGUGUGUCUACACCUGCUCCCAUCCCCGAGGCUGGGCCUGACGUGGCGGAGCUGGAGGUUGCCCCAGUGGCCAAGCUGGGUUUGAGCCCUAUUCGGUCUCCAGAGGGGGGCCGACAGAAGCCCAGAGGGGAGCCCUCAGCAGGUGCCCCUGGACACCGCACUGGGGAGCCCCCGCUAGGCCCUAUCCAAGCCCCCAAGAAGAAGAAAGUGCGAUUCUCCAUGGCUGUGCCCAGCCCCGAGGAGCCAGGGUCAGGAGAGGCCUUGAGCCCAGCCUUCCCAGCCACAGCCCCCAGGACAGCAGCUGGGGGCCGCAGGGCAUCUGGAGCCUGGGACACCGUGGCAGUUGGGCCCUGGACCCCCCAGCCUCGGAUCCUGAAGCACCUGCCUCCCCCUGCCCCCUCUGCCUCAGCGGGGCCUGGGCGCAGCUGCUCCUUUGCGGUGACCCUCCCAGAAGCCUAUGAGUUCUUCCUUUGUGACACCAUCGAGGAAGAGGAUGAAGACGUUGAGGAGGAAGCAGAGGCUAGCCAGGCUCUGGCCGAAGUCCAGUGGCCAGGUGUGUGCGAGUUCUUCUUCCAAGAUGGCCAAACCCAGAGGUCGAGGCCCCGGGAAGGCCCCUCCCAGGCCCCACCCCUCCAGGCUGAGCCUGUGCCGGCCCCUCCACCAGGAGAUCCCACACCCAUCUCCAUCCCCGAGGCCUACGAACACUUCCUCGGGGAGGACGCGUCAGGGGGCAUGCUGGGGCCGGCUGCGCUUUUCCAGAUGCAGGCCACGGAGACCCCCAGGUCAGUCCCCUGGGACGUGGGGACCGGCACCCCCCCAGGGCCCAGCCCAGCCUCAGCGGAGCAGCUUGCCCCGGCCAUCAGGCAAGCAGGGGAACCCCGGGGUCCCCUCACCUCGUUUACCUUCAGCCAGAAUGACAUGUGCCUGGUGUUUGUAGCCUUCGCUACCUGGGCUGUGAGAACAUCAGACCUGCAUGCCCCAGAUGCCUGGAAAACAGGUUUGUGGGCCCGGGGGGCGGGGUGCUGGUGUCUAGAAGCCAAAUGGAGGGGCAGUGGUGAUGUCCCAGCUUCUGGGCCAGCAGGGGUGAGGGGCACAUGGGGAGGCGCAGGUGUCUCCCCUGACGGGUCUCCUGCGUUGCUCACCCACCCUCACCCCGCUGGCCUCCUCCCAUCCUUUGAGAACCCCGCCGUGUGGAUGGAGGGUGGGGACCGGGCCGGAAUGGAGCCGGCACUCAGGAGGUCUUGUACUUCUCUUGCAGUUCUGCUGGCCAACAUCGGCACCAUCUCCGCCAUCCGGUACUUCCGCCGGCAGGUGGGGCGGGGGCGCCGCAGCCCCAGCUCCUAAGACCCAGGCUCUGCCCAGGAAGACGCAGGAUGAGGAAAUGUCCACAGGUGCUCAGGAUGAGGUGUUGCCCUCAGGCCUUGCCCUUUGACCCUUGCGUUCUGCGGCGUCUAGGAAGGAGCCUGCGUCCUUGGUCCUGGCUCCCUUGGACUCCACCCGAGGGUCCAGCCAGUGGCCGAGGCCGAGGCUGUGUUCCACACUUGGGAGUGGGAGAUUCUGGAAGGCUGGGAGGGUAGGCCAAGCAGG